AUGGACACGACGCCCUCCCCUCCGCCCGAGCGGGCUUCCUCGCCGGAGCCCUGGGUCUCUCCGUCGCUCGCCUUGAACGCCGUGCCGCAGCUCGACCGAUCCGUCUCAACGGCUUCAUCGGUGUCGUCGGUCUCUGGCCGCUCCGCGAGCUCUCGGCUCUCGGAUAGUGGUAUACCUGGCAGGAGGAGAGGAUACAUGCGGCCGGAAGGGACUCAGUUCUCCCAAUCUGCGAAGAACAGGGACAGCGUAAUGAACCUCGGGACUAUCGCCCAUCUACAAUACUACUUCGCCCGGACCGGCCUCCUCGACUCGGCCACAGGUCGCGUUGCGAAGUCCCGAAAGGGGUCCCGGACGGCCAGCGGCUCCGAGCGACUACUCUCUGAAGUAGAAGGCGACAUGUCCAUGCUGUCCAUAUCGAGCUCAGACGGAGCCGUAGACCAGCUGGGAGAGGGGCUUGUUGAGUCACCUGUGGAUGAGACAGGCUCCAUGAACUGGGAGGAGAACGAGCCGAUGAUGCUCCCGCCUACUGUCAGCACGUACAAGAACACUCCCGUAUACGUCCCUCCGCCACCCGAUAUGGCCAUCCUCCGCCGCGAACUGCGCGAAUCACUUGAGGAAGCUACGAAGCACUUGCGAGAGCUCGAGAAGAGCUUUACCCAUUCUACGGCCGGAGAGCAUACCAGCGACAUCAUGGAUGGUACAGUAAGCGUUGACGCAAUCCGACAGUCGGCCGACGCGCCAGGCUGGCACCAGAUUCAAGGCUUGAACCUGCUGGACGUGGCCACGUUAGCCAUCAGGGCUGCCAAGAACUACUACACGGCACACGAAGAACCCCAGCGCCUCUACGCCAUCAAAUCGGAACGCGAGAUAAGAAAAGAGCUCUUCGAUGUGCUUGAGGUGCUCAAGCGGCUCGCGAUACGCAACUUUGCAAACGGGGUGCAGCCGUCCGAGACAGCGAGCAUCAAAAGCUGGGUUGAGGGCAUUGGCAAGCUCCUGGACACGGAGGAAGAGAAGGAGCGGUUAGAGCAGGAGGAGAGAGAAAGCUGGUCGUGGCGAGAGGGCGACUGGACCGGCAAAGAGAGGGAGAGGGAGCUGCUGUUUCUGAAGUCGUUCGACGGCAGCGCUGAAGCUUUGCCCGAGUGGACGGACCCGGAGAAGGCGGAGCUUCCAACACCGUUUUUAAAAGCGCUGCAGAACGGGCUGCGGUUAGUCUGCCUCCACAACGCGCUGGUCAAGAAGUCGCGGCGCCAGUUCGAAGAGAUCAAGCAAUACCACACCGAUACGGCGAAGCCGUACAGAUGCGCUGAGAAUCUGCGGUUCUGGGCCAAGGCUGCCGAGCUACGGUGGGAUAUCAAGCUGGACGUCGACGUCAUGGGCGUUGUCCACGGCACGGAUGCUGCCGCGUGGAGGAAAUUCGACGCGGCCCUGUUGAAGUGGUGCCAGGGCGUGCGAGAGGAGAUCAUCAAGGAGUGGAGAGAAGCAAAGAAUAUUUCCAAGACGCCGACGCUUCAGAUUGACCCCAACUACGAAGCUUCGUAA
Molecule: messenger RNA, 1539 nt
Organism: Trematosphaeria pertusa
Lineage: Eukaryota; Fungi; Ascomycota; Dothideomycetes; Pleosporales; Trematosphaeriaceae
Exons: 1
Coding region: 1-1539 (512 amino acids)
Source: RefSeq, a predicted model, not a curated record